CUUUUUUUAUCUUAUCUGUCAAAGUCAAAUUUAAGAGAUGUUUGUGUAAACUUCAAAUAUGUACAAUGUUUUGAACAAUGCCUUCUGAAAUUUGUUUAAAUUGUUUAGCAAGAUGGAGACAGUGGAUAAGACCAUUGGUUAUAUUUUUGUAUGCUUUGGCGGCGCUAGUUUUUGUGCCUUUGUUUUUGGUGAAAUCCCUAGAAGAUGGUUUUAAUAAACGCGAUCAAGAAAUUUUAAUUGCUGGAAUUUUUGUUUGGGUCGCUAUUCCGUUAUCGUUGUGGGAAAUUAUUCAACAUGUUAUACACUACACACAGCCAAAAUUGCAGAAACAUAUCAUUAGGAUUUUGUGGAUGGUUCCGAUAUAUGCUAUCAAUGCUUGGUUGGGAUUGAUUUAUCCAAAGGAAUCUGUGUAUGUAGACAGUCUUAGAGAAUGUUAUGAAGCUUAUGUCAUUUAUAAUUUUAUGAAAUUCCUUCUUAAUUAUUUAAAUAUGGAAAUGGAUCUUGAAGCAAGUUUAGAAUUAAAGCCUCAGGUGAAACAUAUUUUUCCAUUAUGUUGUUUACCUGACUGGGAAAUGGGGAGAGAAUUUGUUCACAUCUGCAAACAUGGAAUUCUUCAAUAUACAGUUGUGAGGCCUUUGACUACCAUCAUAUCUUUUAUCUGCAAAGUGUCUGGAGUCUAUGGUGAUGGAGAAUUUAAAGGAAAUGUUGCAUUUCCCUAUUUAAUAGCUGUAAAUAACAUAUCUCAAUUUAUGGCUAUGUAUUGUUUAGUAAUGUUUUACAAAGCUAAUAUAGCAGAACUAAGACCAAUGAAACCUUUACCAAAAUUUUUAUGCAUCAAGGCUGUCGUAUUUUUCUCAUUCUUUCAAGGGGUUCUAAUAGAUAUAUUGGUUUACACCAAUAUAAUUAAACCAAGUUCAAAUGAUCCUGCAACAGAUGGGUUAAGUCUGUCGACGAGGUUACAGGAUUUCCUAAUUUGCAUUGAAAUGUGCAUGGCUUCUAUAGCACAUCAUUAUAGUUUCUCCUAUGAACCGUAUGCAAGGGCUGGUUUACAUCAGUCAUGUUGUCAAGCGUUCUUAGCGAUGUGGGACAUUUCAGAUGUGCACAGUGACAUCCAAGAACAUUUGGGUAUAGUCAGUAGUUCAAUAAGUCGCCGAAUCAGAGGCCGAAGCAUGUACACAAUACCAAGAGGAGACAAUGAAUAUGCUAAUUUAGUAUCUCCGCAACAUGGAGCUGCUAGUGCCCCGUCUUCAGGUUUUUACCAAAAUAAUUACGAUGAUGUAGUUGUAAACUAUGGUGCAGUAAGUUCUAGUCAAACAACCAAAAAUGAUGUUGAUGCAAGUAAAGGAAGAUUAUAAAGCGUAUAACUUCUAUUUUUUACGCCUAUGAAUUUAUUGUAAAAUGUAUGUACAUAUGCCUAUGUAGUUUUUAGGUGUAUGUUUUAGAACGUGUAUUUAUGUAAGUUAAGUUACAAUUUUGAUACAUUGCAUAUUUUUAUCUCUUUUUAUAAAUUAAAGUUUCAAAAUUCUGUGAUUAAAUUGUCAAGCGCCUGGUACAUUUUGGGUAAUGUUAUGAAAAUUAGAAGUGUUCAUUCUGCUUGAACUUUGUAGGAGGUGCUACAUGUUGGUGAAAAUUGAUGUUUUAAAGUAAGUGUCCACAGAGUUAAGUACAAGAAAUCUUAAACCAAAAGAAUAAAAUUAUACACAUUUAUUAAGUAUGAAUAUGUACAGUACUAAUAAUAAUAAAUUUAUUUACCUUAUUUACAAA
Messenger RNA from Zophobas morio, 1764 nucleotides. Its product is annotated as transmembrane protein 184C. The transcript has 8 exons. The record is from RefSeq and is a predicted model, not a curated record. Gene Ontology annotation, cellular component: membrane. Gene Ontology annotation, biological process: transport. NCBI's taxonomy places the organism in Eukaryota, Metazoa, Arthropoda, Insecta, Coleoptera, Tenebrionidae. Bases 78 to 1355 code for a protein of 425 amino acids. Gene Ontology annotation, molecular function: transporter activity.